Molecule: messenger RNA, 2312 nt
Organism: Phalaenopsis equestris
Lineage: Eukaryota; Viridiplantae; Streptophyta; Magnoliopsida; Asparagales; Orchidaceae
Product: probable serine/threonine-protein kinase roco5
Exons: 5
Coding region: 145-1860 (571 amino acids)
Biological process (GO): cortical microtubule organization
Cellular component (GO): cortical microtubule
Source: RefSeq, a predicted model, not a curated record
ACUUGCCAAGACAGACUCAAUUUCUUUCCCUCUCCGCAGAUCUAAGAGCUCUCCCUCCAUUUUCUGCUCUGUCGCUCUCUCUCAAGCACAAAGAAUUCUAGAGCUCAGCUCUGCUGCAUCAGAUCGAAGCUCGACUCUGGCGAGAUGGGGACGAGUGGGAUCGUUGUCGAACCGGCGGCCGGAAGAACGGUGAGGGGCGGCGCUAGUGCCGGUGCUGGAGAACGAGAAGAGGGGCUGGAUCUCUUCUUGAGGAGGCGCAGCGCCACUGUGGUCCGCUCGCUCGGAGAUGGUAACAUCCAUAAUGGAUCGAUCAAGAAUUUAUCAGUGGGAUCAGCGAUUAAAGGCACGGCCAGAGCGGAUGACUUUUUGGAUGCAGAAAUGGGAAAACAUGAUUAUGAUUGGCUUCUUACUCCCCCUGGAACUCCUAUUUUUCCUUCCUCGGAUUCCACUGAGAACCAACAGACUUCAACAGGUACAAAGAACCCAUCGAUUGUUAAAUCAGUCUCGACUUCCAGAGCUUCAAGGGUAUCAGCUUCUCAAUCAGAUAAUGGCCACUCUGCUAGACCAACCAGAAGUAGCUCAGUUAACCGUUCAUCUGCCUCAGGUGCUCAUUCAAACUCCCUAAUUAACCACAGAACAUCAGCUCUGAACUCCAGCACAGUAUCCGUCACAUCCAGACCAACAACACCAUCGAGACCAUCCACUCCUGGAAACCAUUCUGUUUCUGUGUUAUCUACAAAAGCAUCUGCAGUUUCUCGUUCUGUUCAGGCACGCUCCACCAAUCCUUCGAAAUCUAGGCCAAACCUUACAACUCCUGGAGAAAAGAUCCGUCCCUUACAAAAGUCUAGACCCUCAACACCCAAUGGCCGACACCAACAUUCUUCCGUCUCUGGCACAAAUAUCAAUUCAUCUGUAAUCCGAUCCACCUCCAGGCCCUCGACUCCGACACACCGACCAAACACCCCUGGAAUUUCUUCAUCGGCGGCAACAAUAGCAGGGCGAUCCCCAUCAGCUGGAAGGCUGCCUUCAAUCCGGAACUCUGUCACAUUUUCACGUCCCAGUUCCCCUGGAGUACGCCCGAGAGCUCCUCCCGUGAUGCCAAUUGAUAUCCCAGAUUUCCCUCAUGAAACUCCUCCAAAUCUGAGAACGAAGUUGCCAGAAAGGCCAACUUCUGCUGGUAGGAUAAGACCAGGGAUGGCCCUGAUAGCAAGGGCAAGCUCAAAUACUGAGACUCCAGCUACUGUUGGAUCAGGCCGCAGGCAAUCCAUGUCUGUUACCCGAAGUAAGUUGCCAGAGAGCACCAUGAAAGUUCAAUCUACUAAAAAUUAUCCAGACACUGAACUGCUUGCAAUUCAAAAGCCAAUAGCUCCAGAUCCAGGAGUCCGGCGGGCUUCGAAAAUAAGCUUGACUGAGAGCACUGGGUUUGGUAGAACACUAUCAAAAAUGUCUUUGGACAUGGCGCUUAGGCACAUGGAUAUCAGACAAAAUAUGGGAGGAAUCCGAGCUAAUUCCCUUUUUCCGCACAGCAUCCGCUCCGGAAAUGCUCCUAAAUCACGCCCAACUCGUGGCACAGAACCCAUAGCUCCAGCCACAAACAACGAACCUCUUUCAGAAGUUCAUAUUUACAACAGAAAUGUGUCGGAGAAUGGAGACUUUGCAUUUAAACAAAUGAACAAGGAUUGCCUUGUGGCAAAGGAGAGUGAUUUUGAUAUCCGUGGCAGCUCUCGGUAUGACGCAAUGCUUCUGAAAGAGGAUUUGAAGAACACAAAUUGGCUACACAGCGUCGAAGACAAGUCUGAUCAGAGCCCAGUUUUUGACCACCGGUUUGAGCCGCCGCCGGAACCUUUUGGCCCUCUGUAGUUGUUGGGCUGCAGAGUAGUGAUUAUUGAAGAGCUGAUUCCCUGUACUUGAGCAAUGGUUUGAGCCACUGCUGCCAGCAAUUUUUUAUCCCUCCCGCUCUUCUGUUGGUUCUCAUUCGUAGUUUUGGGAAAUUUUCUCUUCUGGAACGGUUAGUCUUAAUCUAAAACGAUCGCUUCUCUAUUAAUUCUACAGUAUGGAUCGCCAUGAAGAGAAGAGUAUAAAGAUAUAGCUACAACGACUAAAAUACUCAUCAGUUCUCAAGUAGAAAUCAUUGGAUAGUGGCCUACUAUUGUUUAUUUUUCUGAGUUCAAUGUUUGGUUGCUGGUCGCUAUUUGGAGACAGAGGGGGAGGAAAAUAUUUUAAUGUAAAAGCUCCACAAACUCCUAAAUCUAAAAUGCCUUGAAAAAUUAUGGUAGUUGUAAUAGGAGAUCACUCAUUGGACAAAAAAUUUA